CUUAUCUACUCUGCUACUUGCCUCCGUUCUUUUCAUUCCUUAUUGCGAUAUCAUCCUCUUCACGCAAGGAUUGAGUCAACCAACGCGAUUCAAUCAUGCGGAUCUCCCGGAUCGCCGCCGUGCUAUUCACGGUAACCUCAACCGUCGCCGUCAGUGUGAAUCCCUUACCGGCUCCGCGUGAAAUCACCUGGGGUUCCUCCGGCCCCAAAUCCAUCGCGGGAGAGCUGGCUCUGCGCACCAAAACGGAUACGGAUGACGAGAUUCUAGCCGAUGCGUGGGAUCGUGCUUGGGACUCCGUGAUCGGUUUGCGAUGGGUUCCUGCUGCGACGGAAGCUCCCAUCUCCUCCUUUCAGCCUUUCCCGACUCCCACUCCAGGUGGCCACAAGCCGGUAAAGCGCUCCUCGACUUCGCUGCAAUUUGUCAAGGUGCAUGUUGAAGACACUGAAGCCGAUCUUCAGCAUGGUGUUGACGAGUCUUACACUCUCGAUGUCGAGGAGGACUCCGAUAGCAUCAGUAUAACAGCCAAGACUGUCUGGGGUGCUUUACAUGCCUUCACCACCCUCCAACAGCUGAUCAUAUUCGAUGGUCACGGCGGUCUGAUCAUCGAGCAGCCAGUUAGCAUCAAGGAUUCUCCACUCUAUCCUUACCGUGGAAUCAUGCUUGAUACCGCCCGUAAUUUCAUCUCCUUGCCAAAGAUUUUCGAACAGCUGGAGGGUAUGGCUCUUGCCAAGCUUAACGUCUUUCAUUGGCACAUCGACGACUCGCAAUCUUGGCCUAUAUGGAUCGACACCUAUCCCGAGAUGGUUAGAGAUGCUUACUCGCCCCGAGAGAUAUACUCGCGGAACGACAUCCGCCAUAUUGUUUCUUUUGCUCGAGCUCGUGGUAUCCGUGUUAUCCCUGAGAUUGACAUGCCAAGUCAUUCCUCAGCAGGCUGGAAGCGCGUUGACCCCGAAAUAGUGACUUGCAUUGAUUCCUGGUGGUCUAAUGACGAGUGGCCCCUCCAUACCGCAGUUGAGCCAAAUCCGGGCCAGCUCGACAUUAUCAACAACAAAACCUAUGAGGUCGUACGCAAUGUUUACAACGAUCUGUCGGACAUCUUCCCUGAUCAUUGGUUCCAUGUUGGAGGAGAUGAGAUCCAACCCAACUGCUUCAACUUCAGCACACACGUCACCAACUGGUUUGCCGAGGAUCCCUCACGCACAUACAAUGACCUACUGCAAUAUUGGGUCGAUCAUGCCGUCCCAAUUUUCCAGGAAUAUAGUAAAGAGCGCCGUCUCAUCAUGUGGGAGGACGUCGUUCUGUCCGCGGAGCAUGCGCAUGAUGUGCCCAAGAACAUUGUGAUGCAGUCCUGGAACAAUGGCUUGGAAUACAUUUCGAAUUUGACUGCCAGAGGCUAUGACGUGAUCGUGUCGUCUUCUGACUUUAUGUACUUGGACUGUGGCCAUGGAGGCUUCGUCACCAACGACGUCCGGUACAAUGUGAUGUCUAAUCCGGACCGAAAGAACGCCAAUUUCAACUACGGAGGCAUAGGCGGAUCGUGGUGCGCCCCUUACAAAACCUGGCAACGUAUUUACGACUACGACUUCACCCUCAACCUCACCGAGGCCCAAGCCAAGCAUGUUAUUGGCGCGACAGCUCCUCUUUGGACCGAGCAAGUUGACGAUGUAACCGUAUCCAGCAUGUUCUGGCCUCGUGCCGCGGCUCUAGCAGAAUUGGUAUGGUCUGGUAACCGCGAUGCUAAUGGCAACAAACGCACGACACUCCUGACCCAGCGCAUUCUCAACUUCCGCGAAUACCUCGUUGCGAAUGGCGUGCAGGCUCAAGCUCUGGUUCCGAAGUAUUGUCUGCACCAUCCUCACGCUUGCGAUCUCUACCGUGACCAGACUGCCCUUCACUAGCCAUCAUCGCUGAUUCAAUUGAGUUUUGGGCUUCCGUUUCGUCGGUUGAGUAAUAAUAUCAAGGGAUGUACAUACCAGCGAUUUGAAUGCCGCCUUUCAUCAGGCAUUCAUUGUUACUUAUUUAAUUGUCGUGAGCUUCUUACCAGCCACAUGAGAUAACUCAAGCAGCUGUUGUGUCUUAAAUCCAUGAGGCAUUCUACUCUCUGAAACAAGUGCAUCGUUG
Messenger RNA from Aspergillus alliaceus, 2121 nucleotides. RefSeq names its product beta-N-acetylhexosaminidase. NCBI's taxonomy places the organism in Eukaryota, Fungi, Ascomycota, Eurotiomycetes, Eurotiales, Aspergillaceae. The record is from RefSeq and is a predicted model, not a curated record. Gene Ontology annotation, biological process: glycosaminoglycan metabolic process; carbohydrate metabolic process. The transcript has a single exon. Gene Ontology annotation, molecular function: beta-N-acetylhexosaminidase activity. Gene Ontology annotation, cellular component: membrane. The coding region runs from base 96 to 1898 and encodes 600 amino acids.